Pomacea canaliculata is the source of this 5413-nucleotide messenger RNA. RefSeq lists its product as uncharacterized. The transcript is spliced from 9 exons. Lineage: Eukaryota; Metazoa; Mollusca; Gastropoda; Architaenioglossa; Ampullariidae. The coding region runs from base 355 to 1488 and encodes 377 amino acids. The record is from RefSeq and is a predicted model, not a curated record.
UACUCGUCAUCAACUAUCGUAUCUUCUAGGCAGAAACAUCAUCCCAUAAAGCUCGAAGCUACAACCAAUCGAAAUGCACCGCCAAACUAAGAUCAUAUCCAAUAUGGCGGUGUUGUUUGCUUUGUAGGCUUUAUGAAUGAAUCGAUGCUGCAUAGACAUCGCCAAUUUUGUUUUGCAUAAUUUAAAAAAAGUCCUCAUAACUAAAAAGUCUGUAUAGUUAUAGGUCCUUUUCUCUCUGUAUUUGUUUUUUUCUGUAAACCAGCAUGCAUCCUAUACAUACAUAGGCCAUACUUCCGGUUUCCUUUUUUCGUUCGUGAACAAUAAGGAUAGUUUUGUAUUUCUUAUACAGGUACAAUGUCGUAUUUCAAGAUCAGACAAAAGAAGAAAAAGCAACCCGCAAAGAUAGUGAAGAUUUACAACAACUUGACAGGGCGAUGGGUAACCCUUAAAGAGAAUAAGGGAAAGAAAAAAGACACAGUUUCUGCUGCUCCCUCCCAGCCAGACACAGUUAUUGCUGCUUCCGUCCAGCAACCGAUCCCGACAACAUCAUCCAUCGAUGUUGAGCCUAUGGCCGUAGUUUUUGCUGCUUCCUCCCAACAACCGAUCCAGACAACAUCAUCCAUUGAUGUUGAGCCUAUGCCCGUAGAUCUUGAAAAUGGAGCAAGCUCUUACUGGAACAAGAAAGUAAAUCGUGCUGACAAAUGGGAAAAGAUAUGCCACGAACUGCUGGUUGUGCACACUGAGCUGUGUGCUGUUCCAGAUAGAAGCCAGUGUAUCUGCUGUGGUUUAAAUUUACCAACAAUCCGCUGCUUGGAUUGUGGCAGCAAUGCACUAUUCUGUGAGGAGGAUUUUGUAGAUCGUCACAAGAAUGCUGCAUUUCAUAGUCCAGAAAUAUGGAAUGGAUAUUGUUUUGUGCCAUAUGCAGCCAACUUGCCUGUUUUUGUGCAUAGCAAUCACAAGGUACCAUCUUGUGCAAAACGUACAAGGGAAAUCAGUGUGAUUGGAAUGAGAGGUGGCCCACAGCUGUUUACUUUUGAAUUCUGCUCAUGUGAGAGUGACACAGUCACACUACUACGCCAUCGCCUUUGGGGUUCUUCCCCAGAAAUACCAUCUGUGGCAUUUAAACUGGAUGUCAUGGAAUGGUUGCGUGCAUUAGUGCUUGAAUGCCAGGUGUCAGUUAAGGGCUUUGUCGAUGCAUUGGCAACCCGACUUAGCAAGAUAGAGAGCAUGAGCAGCAAGGAGGUUAAUGGAGUAUAUCAGGCCCUAGUUACUGAUGCAUUUACAAUGUACAUGCACCAUGAAUACCAGUUGCAGCAGCUGCAACACAUUGAUCCAGAUCUUGAUGAUGGAACUGGUUGUCCUGCCUGCCAUGUGGUCAAAGAAGACAUUGAGGUUAAUGCAAAAGACCCUGCAACUGAUGGAAGUCAGCUAGUGUUGUCUGAAAAUAUCUUGAAAAUGGAGCAAGCUUUUACUGGAAAAAGAAAGUAAAUUGUGCUGACAAAUGGGAAAAGAUAUGCCACGAACUGCUGGUUGUGCACACUGAGCUGUGUGCUGUUCCAGAUCGAAGCCAGUGUAUCUGCUGUGGUUUAAAUUUACCAACAAUCCGCUGCUUGGAUUGUAGCAGCAAUGCACUAUUCUGUGAGGAGGACUUUGUAGAGCAUCACAAGAAUGCUGCAUUUCAUAGUCCAGAAAUAUGGAAUGUAAGGAACAUUUAGUAUUUGGGGUUUGAGGGGCAACCACACCUGCAACAAAAUACUUAUAUGUGUCUAGAGAUGAUGAUGAUGAUAAUAAUAAUGACGACAACAGCACCAUCGUUCCCAAUUGGCUGACAGCGCUUUACACACACACACAAAAAAAAAAUACUCAGAUCGUCAGGAGGCAGACAGAUUAACAACACUUUGUAUUAUAUAAUAACCAAAGUGAGUACUUUGAGUCAAAUCAUCACGGAACAAUGAAGAGGCUGACAAGAUUUUUGUGAGUGGACUUACUGGGCUAUGCAACAUGAGGAGUUUUAAUCUUACCAUAAAACUACGCACAUGAAAGUGGGGAGGGAUGUUUUAUGUCGAGCCAGGAACUAUGACUAAGCAGCCAGCCCUGUAAACAGAUGUCACAUACAGAGAAAGAACAGCGUGCCCGAGGCGAGAUCUGAACCUAGGACAGCCAGUACUCACUGUAUUGGUGACAGGCGCUAACCGUUGCCCCACCAGACUGCACAGAAAAAGGGGAGGGGGAGGGGUGGGGAAUGGACAUUAAAGCAGACUUGAAUGUGUUAAGGUUUAUGCAUUAGAGCACAAAAAAGGUCUUUUUGUGCAGGAUUGUCACCUCCAUGGAGAAUCUGGAAUGCCAAUCAAAGGCAACAUUACAAACGUUCACAAUCAAGGAGGGAGCAGAGAGUGUGGCGCCUGCCAAUCAAAGGGGACCUUACCAACAUCCACAAUGGACCUUAUUCACUUUUUUCAGUUUUUAAAACGAGGCUUCAUAUGCCUCACAGGUAAAAAGAAUGUCUGAGAGCUUCACAAGGAGAGUGAAAUCACAUAGGCCCUGCUCUGUGCCGGUCUGUACAAGUGAUGACAGAUAUGACAUGGCGGUCAGACUCUCUUUUCUUCCGUUUGUAAGUGAGAAAAUUUUUGAAUGCUUUUAACUUUAUAAAGGAGACAAUGGCAUACGCUUUCUGUUGAGUGUAUGGUAGGUCUGCAAAGCUUGAGAAAACCUUUUUUUUAAUUUAAGGUAACUAAAAUGACAAUAGGCACAAGUACAGCUGACAAAAUCUACAACAAUAAUUUGAAUAAAGUUAAAAAAUUAAUUAUAAUAAAUGCAAGCUAUGCAUGUGACUCAUGAUAAAGUAAGCCUGUGUGUGUGCGCGCGUCAGUGAUAAAGCCCAAGAGGAGACCAAAGUACAGUUGAUAGAAAGGUGACAACAAUUAUGAAAAGAAAACAAGCAAGGGAAGAUUGGAUGAAAAAAAGAGAAGAUAAAGAAAGAAGAAGGAAGAGGACAAGUGAGGACAUAGUUUAACCUGUGGAAGUGUUUGCAAUAGUGCAAUCAGAGUCAAAUCAGCUUCCUGCUGCACCGUGUAAAAGAGGAUGAUGUUGCUAAUGAUGAUGACGAUGAACCCGACGACAACGAUGAUGAUGAUGUUUUCCAAAAACAGGACUGGAAUAUGGUACUGAUACCAAUAAUUACUUUGGGAGCAAACCGAUAUAGAGUAAAUAAAUAAGACAGCUCCUGCCAUCAACCCAGCACCAUUGGAGGACUACGGCCUGUGCCUUGUUCCAAUGUAAGAUGGCACGGACAGAAAGAAGACCGCAUAAAUACUAUCGAUCAUCACAAAGUAUGGAGGGCUCGACAACAAGUUGAGAGGGGCAAUCAGGGAAACUCCAAUAAUCAACGAAGAGGAAAUCAUGGCAAUGUUUGUUGAUGGGCGAAAAGACACGAGACUGGCGAAAGAAAAAAGGAGAGACAAGAAGUACAGUAGAAAGAAAAUUGAAGAACACUGUGUAAUGACUGGUGAACCCGGAACUUUCUGUCUGUGGCCAUCUAACAUUGGAACAAGGCACAGGCUCUGGUAUUGCUGUAAUUGAAGAAGGGGGAAUUACAGACCAAAUCAUGGCAGUUGGAGCCGACAGACCAGCUGUAAACACUGGGCACCGUGGUAGGGCAAUAAUUUGUUAUAGCUUCACACUGGACGCCCUUUGCACUGGUUCAUUUGCUCUUUACACUUGAACGAGCUUUCAUUCGUCCAGCUCUGCAAAACACUCAUUAGUUCAACUGAAGGACCCACACUGUGGAAAGGACCAAUUGGAAAUAAAUUGGCUAAUUGUGUAUCAUUGUCACUUUGUGCAGAAGGAUUUCGAUUCAUUGCCGACGGGGAUCCUAUUACAGAAAUCGAAUUCAGCGAACGUUAGUAAUGACCAAGCCUACCUGACCAAGAUGAUUACAGCUAUUAGAAGUGGAAGCAUCAGUGAAUAUUUACUGCAGGAAAAGCCUGGGCCCAUGUCGAGGGCCAGAUGGGUGAUAAGUGCUAGCAGGAUAUGUCGGGUGUAUAUGGCAACAGUGCAACCAAGUAACGAGCUCUGUUCCCUGACACUUCAUUGUCUGUUUGCUAUGGACAUACAUGCUAUAGCAUCUUUGACAUGGAGUAAGCGAGUGCAAGUCACGUCUUUAAUUAUGACCCUUCUUCAAUCUCUUUUCUUCUCCUCCCGUUCCUCCAUAUUCGAUGCCUACAGAUUCUCAGUAUGCCAGCCUCCACCCUUUCACCUCAUUGUCUCAAUCCUUUCACUUCUCGUAGUCAAAAUACUCCAACUCCCCCAUUCCCCAGUCUACAUUCUUCCUCCAAUCGUCGCACUUCCACCUUCAGCUUCCCUUCUCCCAGUCUCCCUACCUCCAGCCUCUCCCCAACGACAGAAUGAUAUUUACCGAGGGAGGCGGUGGCCGAGCGGGGAACAAACGAACGAGAAAUUCUGUUACACGUGCAAGUUGAUCCCAGGCAGGUGCAAGUUCGAUACAUGGGGGAAAAUAUUCCGUUGCUGCGAUUGUGCUUACAGUCGUGACGUCACCAGCUUCCUGAUCACGUGAACAAAACCACGUUCUGCCCUUCUCUGAUUCUGAAUAGGAAAUUAAGUGUAAUAGUGUGUCUCGCUGUGUCUUGAAACAGUCGCCCCACCCUCAUACCACACCCCAGUCCUUUCAUCGAGAGGCUGGAGACACUUUGUCCACGUGUUCUUUCUGUUAACAUCGCUGGUCCAUUAGAGGCCAGAGUCCAGCCACUGCGAGCGCACGCGCACACAUACACACAACCGCCCACUCACGUGUAAUAAACUCUGUGCACUUAAAGCUACCUUGAGACACAGCUUGUUUACCUGAAACUAUAUUUGGGUGUGGUUAAAUAUUGAACUGUGUAUUUGUGUUUAUACGAAUUUCUCUCUCCGGCAACCCUUUUAUUGCUUUCCUCGGAUAUCUGCUUCAGGACAUUUAUAAAAAAGUACUGUAAUCAAAAAGUGUCAGAUUAAUGAGCCAGCAAUUAAUGGGAACGGAAAGAACACCAGGUUCGUAAUUCAUGGAGUGGAAAGACGUGGGGAGUGUAAAUUCCCUUUACUUGAAAAAUAUACACGAGUGCACAAUUUUGUUCCCAAGUCUAGAUUGAGCUCUGAAUAAAAUAUGAACCACUACCCCUACUGUUUAUGAUCUCAAGGUGCCAGGUGCAGGCCUGUAAACAACAUCAUGCCCGAAACUGUAAAACCUAUGACGUCACAAGUGUGCACACCUAAUUAACAUAUGUCUUCAGUUGUAACCGUGACAACGCAUGCGUAUUAAUUAAUGUACCUUCCUGAUAUCAAUGUUCUCACGUCUUUCAUUGCCCGGGAAUAUUUUUAGACAAGUAGCGAACUAAAAUGUGGGAUAGCAUCCUGUACCAAG